AAACUCCCAUUCCCCUGCCUGCCAAACAGGCUGAGAGUGGUAGAAAGAGAAAAAACCCUCGGCACUAGGACUCACAUCUGCUUCUCCUCCGGCGCCGGCAGGGCAGCACACCGUCGAGGCGGAAGCGACCCGGCAGGACUCGACGCGAUGCCUUCCUCCCCAUCCCCCGUCGUCGUCCUCAGCGACGACGAAAGCGGCGACGACGGCGCCGCAUCCGGCGCGCUCUCGAGGUCCGCCGCCGACCGCAUCGCCUCCACCCUGACCACCCAGGCCGCGGUCGACGCCCUCUGCAAGAAUCGCGACGUGCCGCGGAAGUUCGCCGCGCGCCCCGCCGGCGCCCCGCCACCGCCUCAGCCUUCUCCCCGUUCAACUGUUGCCAAAGGGAUGGAUCCACCCGCCCGCGACAUGACUGACAGUAUGCCAGCGGAGAAGACGGCGGCGCCGGCGGCAAGGACGGGGCAGGUGAAAAGAGAGGCGCACGGCGACACGCUUCCAUUGUCCGGAAAGAAGAGGAGACGGGAGGAGGUGACUGCAACAGACGGGCAUGACGGCGCCGCCCCGGUGUCCAACCCGCGUGCCCCGCCGGGCUUUGACCCACGGUCACCGCACUCUGCCGUACCCGACACACUCGACUGGAAGGCCGUGCAGAAGAUUCUAGAGGGCCUGGUCACGCCGUCGCGGGAGCGCCACUUCGCGGCCUCGAAGCCCUCCGACCUCCUGGCGUCGAGCUACGUAGCAGUGCUCCAGGCCGCGAACUACGCGACCUUCUCCACGUCCUACGCGCUGGAGCUGGACGAAAAGGUUCUGGCGUGCGAGCGCGACAACCUGGCGCUGUGGGAGCAAGUGGAGAAGGAGAAGGCGGCGAGGCAGGCCGCGGAGGCGGAGCUCGAAAAGGUCAAAGCAGAGCUGGAGAGCGCCGAGGCGACGGCGGUGCAGCAGUUCCUGGGGUCCGAGGAGUACACGCGGCGGCUGGCCGAGCAUGCGCUGCCGGCGUACUUGCGCGGCGCUGAGGAAAUGAGGCGCGUCGUGCUCCGGCACUACCCGCACGUCGACGCCGGCAAGCUGGAGCUGCCGCUUGAUUAGCUCGGUCUGAGUCUGAUUAGUUGGAACUUGGAGUCGUUUUUGUUGAUCUUUUGUACAUGGGGAAACUGCUCUAGCACAUAGCAACAUCAUGCGCAAAGAUUUAGCUGGGCCAUGAUUUGUUGCUGGUUUGGUCUCUUCAUGGUUUCAUGAUCUGGCACUUCCGUGGAGAAAUCGACUCGACGAUGGUGCAUGCAGUCAAUGGGUUUCAUGGUUCAGAUAGAAACUCACCAUUCACUGUUCAUGUAUGUGAUUACUGGAUCGGCCAUGGGGAUUUUUAUCUUCCAAAAUGGGGAAUAGUACCGAAUUUGCCAUGA
This is a messenger RNA of Aegilops tauschii subsp. strangulata, 1397 nucleotides long. RefSeq lists its product as uncharacterized. Lineage: Eukaryota; Viridiplantae; Streptophyta; Magnoliopsida; Poales; Poaceae. The record is from RefSeq and is a predicted model, not a curated record.